ACCUGAGCCAAAGUCAGACACUUAACUGACCGAGCCACCCCAUUGCCCUGGACCUGAGCAUUUUAAAGUUCUCAUCAACAAAUGUCAGUUGUUUAAACCUAUCCUUGCAGAUUCUGGGUCCCCAGGAAAAGGUCUCCAGUCUAGCAUUGUAACCUCAGCGUCUUCAUCCUCAGCAUGCCUUGCACCUGCUCUCAAGGCCUUGCUGCUGGAGGCCAUUCUCUAACAUCCUUCUGCCUCUUUUGACUAAGGACACACUAAUGCUUGGUUCGGGUUUCCCUGUUUUGCCAAGUCAUACCAGCUUGACUCAGCUUUGUUUUCCACCUGCUCAUCAGGGCGACAAGCAUGUAUGCCCCGUGGGAUAAAUGUGUCUUCCUCAGAUGCUUCCAAGUUGUCCUUCUCGGGAGGCAGCCAUGUUGCUCUCUCCCUGCCGCACCCCUGACUUCCAGCGUGCAGUUCAGCCCCUAUGGCUGGCUCCCCUUCCAGAGUUGUUUUCACUUCUUUCUUAAGUCCCUUUUCUGUUUUCUUCUCUUGUUUCUCCUGUCUCGUGUGUAUCUGUGCACAGUGUGUGUUUACUGUCACAAAGGCACAUUUUCAGACCCCUACUCCUGUGGUGACGGACACUCUGAGGGUCCCCAUGGCAGGACUGGCCUUUUCCCAUCAACUCUCAAGCUCUCGCCUUUCCUAUCAGCCUGCUGCCCUGGGCGUUGGAUCAGCUGACCUGGCUUACCCAGUAGUGUUUGCUGCUGGCCUAAACGCCACACACCCUCACCAGCUCAUGGUUCCUGGGAAGGAAGGUGGGGUACCGCUUGCUCCCAACCAGCCUGCCCACGGUGCCCAGGCUGACCAGGAGAGACUGGCAACCUAUACUCCGUCUGACGGGGCGCACUGUGCUGCCACACCUUCCAGCAGCGAGGAUACUGAAACGGUAUCAAACAGCAGUGAGGGCCGGGCAUCCCCCCACGAUGUCUUGGAGACCAUCUUUGUCCGCAAAGUGGGGGCUUUUGUCAACAAGCCCGUCAACCAGGUGACCCUAACCAGUUUGGACAUACCCUUUGCCAUGUUUGCUCCCAAGAAUUUGGAGCUGGAGGAUGCCGAUCCCAUGGUGAAUCCUCCAGACUCCCCACAGACCGAAUCUCCUCUCCAGGGCAGCCUGCACUCGAAUGGCUCCAGUGGGGGCAGCAGUGGCAAUACCCACGAUGACUUUGUCAUGAUCGACUUCAAACCGGCUUUUUCUAAAGACGACAUUCUUCCGAUGGACCUGGGGACCUUCUAUCGUGAAUUUCAGAAUCCCCCUCAGCUGAGCAGCCUCUCCAUAGAUAUCGGAGCGCAGUCCAUGGCUGAGGACUUGGACUCACUACCAGAGAAGCUGGCUGUGCACGAGAAGAAUGUCCGAGAAUUUGAUGCCUUUGUAGAAACCCUGCAGUAAAAGUUGGUGUCCACGGGUACCAGCAGCAUCCCCUUUCUGUGGUCCCAGGAGACAGAGCCUCCCACUCAUCAGCUGCUUCCAUCCCUCAUCUUGCUCCAGGUGGAGGAGAGGCUGGUUUCCCCCAUGGGGACCCGGAAGUCCCUGUUCUGACACCUCCUGGAGACUCCAUGGCAGCAGUCAAGCCCGGUGAUAGCAUUUGAGAGACUCACCCCCUGGCCUUGGAGAUUGGAAGACACUUUAUAACAAAAGGGCCCUCGGCAGGGCCAUCUGCUUCCACCGCCCAUCAGCGACUGGUUCACAAUGGCUGUCAUCCCGUUCCUCCUGCCGGCCCCCUGCCCUGGGUCCUCCGUGCAGCUGGCCCCUUGCUGACUUACCAUCCAGCACUUGACAUUCCAGCUCCUGGCCCAGAGCCUGGCAUGGAGGCAGAAAGAGGAAGGAGACAGUGCUGGGAGGAAGAAGGAAGGGCUCCUUUAGGCUCUUUUUUGGUCCCAUUUGGUUUGAUGUCUUCUUCUCUCUCCUUCCCUGUCUGCGCCCCUGUGCCCAUACUUUUGGCAAUAUGACAGGCCUCUUGCCCAAGGUGGCGAGAACUCCAGAGUCAGCCAUUCCCACCCUUGAGGGUUGUGCCAGCCCAUCUCUCAGCCGAGGCUCUGAGCAGCCCUGGUGGCUGGCUGUGCUCAGCUCCUCAGCUCCAUGGAAGCAGAAUCCUGGGUCUCCAGGAUUCUCUCAUUGGGAGUCACAGCAAAGGUUCUUUUUCUCUCCUUCCUCCCCCUAUUGCUGCUCCUUGGUUAUAAAACACGGUAAAUAUUUAUUACUUUUCAGAGAAAUCAGAUAUUUUAUAGAGAAAAUAUGUUUGAGGUUAGAUGUUUUCACUUGGGGAAGGUGGAGGGCCUCUUCCUGGAGUAGGGCCUCCUCCUCAGGAGGUUCCUCAGAUUCUGGGUUGCUGCUCUGAGGAUCUUCCUUCCCAUAUACAUAAGGUGGGAUCCAAGAAUAGGGCUGGCUGAGGGCAACGGAACCUCCCAGAAUCACUGCACUUGAACUGACGACAGGCUUUACCUUAGACUCCUACAUAUUCCUGGUGAGAGCCUUGAAUCUCUCCCAGCUUCUGCAGAGCAACUGACUCCAUUCUCGCAGCCCAGGAAGUCUUGGGUGCUAGAUGUGUACAACUCUGUGUGUACAACUCUUCAGAGUUGUACAGUGACAUAGAGUGCAAUGUAUGUGCCCCACUGUGGCCCCGGGGAAGGCCAGAGGGGCCCCUCCUUCUGGGGGGACUUGUUUCUGUUUCUCAGGGCUAGGUUAUGGGCCUUUUCCUCUUUCUACCUGGGCCUGGCUACCACCUUUCUUUAAUCCCAGGGUCUGCACCCCGUCCUGAGGUUUACUAGCUGGAUUGGUUCCUUGUUGAGAAACCAAAGCUAGGCAUAUGAUUGACUUAACCGUUUAGGUAUUGUUCCUUGAGUCAGUCAAGCACUUAGCCUCAUCCACCUAUCAUCUCUCCCUCCCCCAGCCUACCCGGUAGUCCUGGCCAAGGGAAACAAGGCCCGCCCCAUUCCUCCUGGCCCACCUGGGCUGUUAUUGGCGGCAGCUGUUCUGCCUUGGAGCAGGUGGUCCUCAGUUGCUUGUUAGUAAAUGCAUGUGACAUCGUUCCCACUGAUAAGGCUCAACUCUGAGGGCUGGAGUGCGCUCUGAGGCUGUCUCAGGUAGGCUGAGUCCUGCUCCUGUUGCAUGCAUUCUGCUGCCACAAAGAAAUGUUCCCAGCAGUGGUGUCCGGCUGGCCCUCCUCUUUUGGGGCCAGAGUGCACCCAUGGCCUGCUAAACCAAUCCAGAUCUACCCCGCAGGCCCCAGUGCUCAGAGGGGUGAAGCCCUGGUAAGCUGUUGAUCACCCCCGCCCCCCACGUCCUGCCACAGCAUCUCAGCCACUGUCCUGAGGCCGAGCAUGGGAAGGCCUGUUAGCCAUUGUCCUCUUUGACUCCUGAUUGUUGGCCUUUGCGGGCAGCAGGCUUUCCUUUAGGACCCUGUCAGUGAGAGGCCAGGGAGGCUGAGCCCUGAGCUGAGAAUGGGAGGAGCAGAGCAACUGUCAAGGCUGGCCCUCAGCCCUCGGCCCCAAACACUGACAGGGGUGACCCCUGGACUGACUCCUGCAGAAGCCCCCGGGACGGGGCUGGGGCCCAUCACCCGUCUCCAGGUGGCAGAGUCCCUCCGCCUCCUCCAGCCCACCUUGUUUGGAAAUACUGAGCUAUACUUUAAAACGUAUUCGAGAGAUUUCCAAUAAAUUUUUUCUGUACUUGA
Molecule: messenger RNA, 3710 nt
Organism: Leptonychotes weddellii (Weddell seal)
Lineage: Eukaryota; Metazoa; Chordata; Mammalia; Carnivora; Phocidae
Source: RefSeq, a predicted model, not a curated record